Messenger RNA from Chara braunii, 1697 nucleotides. The record is from the annotation of a GenBank genome assembly. Lineage: Eukaryota; Viridiplantae; Streptophyta; Charophyceae; Charales; Characeae.
GUGAAGCUGAUUCCCCAUCACAACUCCCAGGCCCGACCGCUGACACGGCACGCUGCCGCGCUCCGGCCCUUCCAGCCAUCGCUAGGUCCCCUACGGACCCCCGCUCCUGCGAGAUCACCCUCUCCUUCUUCAUCCUCCUCCUCUUCCCGAUCUGCCUCGCCCAUUGGUGCUGAGAGUUUCAGGGAGCAGGAUGAACCAUCGCCAGCCGGAGCAUGAGCCCCUCGAGCAAUUCCAGACGCCGCUUGCAGAUCGCUUGUUGCGGCAUCAGUUCAAUGAGGAAAGGCAGUUGCGGUACGACAUUCAGCAGGUGAACGUGCCAGCGCCCGGGGUUGCUGAUUUGGCGGCAUACUCGUUGCUUUGCGAUCGGCUGACGUAUGCGGGGGUGUACGUGGACGUGACGCAGUUGCCUGGCCAGGAGACGACUCGAGUAUUCAUUGAGUUCCGCACGCUCCAGGUGGCACCCAACUUCGUGCACAGCGUCGCCACCUUUAUCGGAGACUUGACGAUCCUACCGCAGUCGAAUCGGGAGCCGGCGCGAAGCUUUGUGCGCGAAUACACGGUGGAAGCGGCCAGAUCAGUGGCCAGAUUGCAAGGACGGGGGGGACACCGAUUCACAGCCCACGAAGUGCUGCUGCGCAGGGCAGAGGACGGACCAAUUGCGUUGGUGCCACAGCUCCCCGCGCUUCUUCCUCCCGCUGCUCCUCUCAACUUCCAAGCUAUUCCCCCUUAUUUGGUGGAGCUGACUGACGUGGAGCCGCUACCCUUCGCUGGCGAAGACACGUGGGAGUUGCACCGUGCGCUGUACAAGUCGGUGGCGCUGGGGAUGUUCCGGUUCUUCAUGGAUCACGAAGACCACUGCAUCGGGGAGCACUUCGUCGUCUACUACGUCAUCACACGGCCCAAGACUGCGGAGAAGGAAGGGACAGUGGCGCUGUACCCAUUCGCCCAGCUCCAGACGAUCGAUCCGGGAUUGUUGGAGCUCAUACAUCUUGAGCUCCUCUCCAUUGCGCAAGUGAUUGCGAGCGAGGAGGAGGAGAUCCAACCACGAUUGCGGAUGGCGACGGCCCCGCGGAGAACGUACAACGUGGUCGUCAUCCCGGAUUACAUUGCGCAGCGCGGAGAGGUUGGAGGACUUCCCGGAGGAAAAGCUGUUGCGGCCUCCCUCGUCGUAUCCUCGACCGGCGCCACCGAAGGCCCCCAAGAAGACGCCGAAGAGGAAGAGACGCCACCCGUCGCCAGGAGCGCAAGGCAUCAGGAUCGGCGGCGGCGAGGAGCGCGACUGGCUGGGACGCUCAUCUACGAGACCGGGCAGCGUCCCAAUGCGAUGUACCACUUCCUUGUCUUCGCGGCGCAGAAACGGGAGCGGCGGCCUUACACCGAGACUCAUGUGGUGAUGACGGGUCCAGGGCCCCGAUCAGUGCGCAAGCGGGUGGUGCGAGCGGUCGCGGAUCUGGCGCCACGUGUCCUGUCUCAUGUGCCGGGGGCUUUCCUCUAUCCUUCGUUCGUGCAGCACCACUUCCAUGAGGAAGAUACGCCAACGACUCCCGCGGCAAUGGCCGCUUUUCUUCCGCCUAUUCCGCCCCCUCUCAAUCCCGACAUAGAUCACUUCCUCUGAUCACCCCCGUCUACCUCUAGCCUGUUCUCUCCUUCUCCUUCUCUUUAUCGUCUUCCUCUCCUAUCUCCAAAGUUCGCGUGUC